Messenger RNA from Cladocopium goreaui, 767 nucleotides. Lineage: Eukaryota; Dinophyceae; Suessiales; Symbiodiniaceae. The record is from the annotation of a GenBank genome assembly.
GGGCACCUGACCCGAACAACUCGCCGGUUUUUGUGGCGAUUGUUGCGAUGGCGGGCUGUCAAUCGCCCAGUGACAAGAAGACCUAUCGUGUGGUCCUCGACCGACAGGCAGACGGCUCUCCUCUGGGACUCAUCAUUGCGCAACAUCCGCGUGUGGAUGGCCUGGUCAUCAGUGCAGUGAUGGAAUCUGAGGCGAUCCGUGAGUGGAACGAAGCGCAUCCAGACAAGCCAGUUCAACGAGGCUUAGCCCUGCUGGAAAUCAACGAGGUCUCGGACUCUCAAGGCAUGGUUCACGAGUGCUGCAACGCCCCAUCCCUGAACAUGCUGGUGAGUCAGCAGUUGACUCCAGAACAGACCUUGGCGUUCCGCAAAGGGUUGCGGAAACAUUUGCUGUCGCAAGCCGUGGAUCAGAUCAUUGAGAUUCCGGAGAGCUGCGGUGGUCUAUGUGCCAUUUGCCAUGAGGACAUGGCAACGGAUGAAGCCCUGCCGACGUCAGUGGCUAAGAUCCCAUGUGGCCAUUGCUUCCACCGCAGCUGCGUGACGAAGUGGUUGGUCUCGGGAAGUCAACGUUGUCCCUUAUGCAAUCGUGCUGUGCAUUUGGAUAUUUCCACGGAAGAUUGAGAUGCAAUUCAUGAGGCCUAAUCGCCUAAUCCGUCAACUGCUGGAGCUUCUACACAUCGAGUUGGACUCCAGCAGAGACGGACUGCACCCAUAAAAUCUCUGAAGUUCUUUCUGGACAGUUCCAAGUACUGGAUAGUUCCAUUGACG